UCUGUGUCUUUCUGAUUCCUGUUGCUCUUCAGUAGCCAGUAGAAAACAAUCUCUCUCUCUCUCUCUCUCUCUCUCUCUCUAUAAAUAUAUACACGCAGAGGAGAGGAGGCAGUACAUAUACAUAUAAUAUAACUAACUAGCCUCUCCCUUUGAAAUUCCGGACGCCUUACUUGCAGAUGCUCUCCGGAAACCCUAAGUCCUCCAAUCUUUCUCAAUCAGCGAUCCACCAGACUUCCACUCACCGCCAUGGCUAACAACCCUUCCGACGGCUCAACCGACGAUUUUCUCGAACAAAUCCUCGGAUUUCCAUCUUACCCGACAACGGAGAAUAAUUUGGCGGCAAAUGAUCCCAGUUUGGCCGGAGCUUCUGCUCCGAUGAUGCUCCAGCUCAGCUCCGGCGACGCCUCCCAUCAUCUAGUCGGCGGCGGAGGAGGAGGAGGUGGUGGUGGUGGAUUUCAUGGAGGAGGGGUGUUCCCUCUAGGGUUGAGCUUGGACCAGGGUAAGCCAGGGUUUAUGAAGAUGGACAAGGCGAAUAAUCGGUUUCGCGAGGAUGUUGUUGAUGGAAGAGUGUCUUCUUCCUCCGUGAAAAACGCUUUCCCUGGCCAGACGAUGCCUAACACGGUUGCCGCAGUGCCACAUCCACCUUCAAUUCGUCCUAGGGUGAGGGCAAGACGAGGACAGGCUACAGAUCCACACAGCAUUGCUGAGAGGUUGCGCAGAGAAAGAAUAGCAGAAAGGAUUAGGGCGUUGCAAGAUUUGGUUCCUAGUGUCAACAAGACAGAUAGAGCUGCCAUGCUUGAUGAAAUUGUGGACUAUGUGAAGUUCUUACGGCUCCAAGUGAAGGUAUUGAGCAUGAGUAGAGUGGGUGCAGCUGGUGCUGUGGCACCUCUUGUGACGGACAUUCCAAUAUCGUCUGUGGAGGAAGAAACAAGUGAAGGUGGAAGAAACCAACUGGCGUGGGAGAAGUGGUCAAACGAUGGCACAGAACGACAGGUAGCUAAGCUCAUGGAAGAAAAUGUCGGGUCUGCCAUGCAGUUCCUUCAAUCGAAGGCACUCUGCAUCAUGCCAAUCUCACUGGCCUCGGCAAUCUACCACACACAACCACCGGAGGCCACCACAGUCGUCAAACCUGAAACACAUCCCCCCUCAUGAUACAACAGAAAUGGCACCACAUACCACACAUGUCCUCCUUCAAAACUGCCCUUGGUCCCCCACCCUAACAACACCUAGUUGAACCCACAGGAAAUCAGAGCUAGUCCCCACCCUCUUUCAAAAUGCAAUCAACGUCAGAUCCACGGUUGCCACCUUUUUGCCUUUACCUUCCAACUUUUGUCAAAAGAAGUUUUGAUGUCAUGCUUAGAA
Molecule: messenger RNA, 1362 nt
Organism: Camellia sinensis
Lineage: Eukaryota; Viridiplantae; Streptophyta; Magnoliopsida; Ericales; Theaceae
Product: transcription factor UNE12
Biological process (GO): regulation of transcription by RNA polymerase II
Cellular component (GO): nucleus
Molecular function (GO): protein dimerization activity; RNA polymerase II cis-regulatory region sequence-specific DNA binding; DNA-binding transcription factor activity, RNA polymerase II-specific
Source: RefSeq, a predicted model, not a curated record